Fusarium fujikuroi IMI 58289 is the source of this 333-nucleotide messenger RNA. RefSeq lists its product as uncharacterized. Lineage: Eukaryota; Fungi; Ascomycota; Sordariomycetes; Hypocreales; Nectriaceae. The record is from RefSeq and is a predicted model, not a curated record. The transcript has a single exon. Bases 1 to 333 code for a protein of 110 amino acids.
AUGCAGCUCUCGUAUCCCAUUCUCUUAGUCGCCGCUGCUAGCUCUGUCCUGGCUAGACGUCUUGUGAUCACGCCCGCCAAGUUGUUCUCUGGCAACGACGUGUAUAUCUACUCCAAUGAUGGAACCGAGCAUGCAAUUAAGGACUUUGUGCCCAUUGAUGGCUGCAAGUAUAACCGGGGGUCGAUCAGGGAGUGCUGUGUAGAUAUACCUAGGAAAAGGGCACACUUCAAGUACAAGGGACAGUCGACGAAGUACUGCUUUAAGUACCAUAGCAAGACUGGAACUGGAAAGGACACGAGGUUUAUUUAUGGCGAGGCUGGGUGCUCCUGGUAG